AUGUAUUCAUUCCAUCUAUGUAGUAUGUUUUCGUUUGUUUUUUUUUCUUUUGUGAACGUUCAAAUUUUAGGCUUUACGUACAAUGUCGUAUUAUUUUAUGCCUCCUUGUAUAAUCUAUGCUACCAAUUUUUGACUCUCCUGAUUUCUUGUUCUGUCUCUCUCUCUCUCUCUCUCUCUCUCUCUCUCUCUCUCUCUCUCUUUCUGAUUUUCUUUAUUGUGUGUUAUCUCAUCGCAUCGAUAUGCAUCUAUCAUAGUUAUAAUAAAUGUGCUGUGGUUGAUCUGGCCAAGAAAAGUGUAUCUAUCUAUCUAUCUAUCUAUCUAACUAUCUAUCUAUCUAUCUAUCUAUCUAUCUAUCUAUCUAUGUGUUCUAUCCUGUUCAUUAUCUAUCUAUCUAUCUAUGUUUUCUAUCCUGUUCAUUAUCUAUCUAUCUAUCUAUCUAUCUAUCUAUCUAUCUAUCUAUCUAUCUAUCUAUCUUGUUCAUUAUCUAUCUAUCUAUCUAUCUAUCUAUCUAUCUAUCUUGUUCAUUAUCUAUCAUUCAUUCAUCUAUCUAUCUAUCUAUCUAUCUAUCUAUUCAUCUAUCUAUGUGUUCUAUCCUGUUCAUUAUCUCUCUACCUAUCUAUCUAUCUAUCUAUCUAUCUAUCUAUCUAUCUAUUAUCCUGUAUAUUCCAAAAUCUCACCUGUCGGACCAACGGCCCGGCGGCGAAAUCACAAACGGGUCCGAAGAAAACAUCGAUACGAGAUUGCAUUAUAAACUGCCAUAAUCCUGUCCUUCUUCACACUCUUGCUUUUUUUUUUUCUGGUGCCUCUCUUUCGUUCAUUUUCGCCUUCUUUUUAUCUUCAUUUUUUUUCUUCUUCACUUUCUCGAUCGUUCCUUAA
Molecule: messenger RNA, 876 nt
Organism: Acanthosepion pharaonis
Lineage: Eukaryota; Metazoa; Mollusca; Cephalopoda; Sepiida; Sepiidae
Source: the annotation of a GenBank genome assembly